Symsagittifera roscoffensis is the source of this 1987-nucleotide messenger RNA. RefSeq lists its product as uncharacterized. The transcript has 4 exons. Lineage: Eukaryota; Metazoa; Xenacoelomorpha; Acoela; Convolutidae. The record is from RefSeq and is a predicted model, not a curated record. The coding region runs from base 121 to 1668 and encodes 515 amino acids.
UGUUGUGAUAAACUUAUUAAAUAGAUAAAAAUGAAACCAAGUUUAAUACACCACGUGAAAACUUAGUAACGCACAAUCAGAAGCUCAAUUAGCAAUUGAAGCACCUUAAGCUGCCGAAAUAUGGCUGCCGCGUUUGUCUCAAUUUGGCCCCUUCUUCUGGUGGGUGCAUUUUUGCUGCAGACGGAGGUUAACGCUGUAACUAUUGUAGUGGUUGCUUCGUGCAGACACGAUAUCGAGUUCAGCAAAUCGGUGGCUUAUAACCUCGCCAACAAAGAUGUGAACAACUAUUUCUUCGUGACUGAUGAGAAAUGUGCCGAGACAGUCAAGAUCCCAAACGUCGAGGUCUUUUCAACCGAGUCGUGGCUAAACGAAUCACUGCAAACGACUGGAGUCGGACUACUAACCCGACACAGCAACGAAGUUCAAAACCGAAUGGACGAAGUAGUUCGCUCUGCCGAGACACUUCAACGACUGUUAGAACGAGAGAGCGUCCAGCUUGUUAUCGCCGACUCGUAUAGUACAUGUGCAGCGGCAGUAGCGGAGACGCAUGAUAUUCCGGUGAUUCUGAUGCACAAUUCUGGCUUUCCACAGGCAACUGCGAAUCAGGUUAGAGUGGAGUAUUCGUUUAUUCCGAACGUGUUCUACAGCUUCGCUCCUGACUUUCUGAAAGUCUUUAUUCACGAGCUGAUAGUUGUUAUGUUCAAGAACCUACCGGAUGUAAGAAUGGCUGUUUCCAUUGGGAACAAAUGCAAUAUGGAUCUGAAGACCAAUAUUUCACACGCAAAUUUACUCCAUUUAUGGUCCUCGUACCCAAGAAUUGGUUCGUUUUUGCCGCCUUUUUUGGAAUACAAUAAGAAAACAAAACAUUUUCUGCCACUUGGACAAACAGAUUUGAUCGAAAAGGGAAAACCAAAAAGCAACCGACUCGAGAAUUUUAUGAAAGCGUCAGUUAGUGAGUCUUCUGGAGAUAGUGGAGUUGAGAAUUUUGCUUACUUUACGGGCGAAGAAGUUCUGAUUCAUAAACUAGGCUGGGAAUACUUUCACGACGCUUUCACCCAAGAGCCCGAUUUCAAAACUAUUUGGACCAACGGUUCUCUGCCUGAGAUACCGACCAAUAAGCAAAUCUUGAUCACACCUAUGACAAUUCAUUCGAUAAUGACCGAAAAAGCCGUCAUGGUUAUCGUUGGUACUUGUUCUUUAGACAAUUUGCUAAUCGCUAUGUAUUACCAGAGAAUUCUGGUUUGUUUUGAUGUUUAUUGGAGAGAAAGUGCGUUGGCUCGAUCGAUCGAAAAAAGCCGAGUCGGAAUCACCCUAUGGCCGUUUUUCACUACAACAAACGGCCUAAAAAGCGCCUUAAAGACUGCUUUUGAACGCAAAGAUGAAUUCGGAAAGCAAAUCAGCGAUGUUAGAAAGCACCAGACGUCAAAGAUCAAAGCACUGAAAGAUUUGGUUUUUGAACUCACGGAGCUGCCUUCGUCUUCGUUUAAAAAACGAGCAAUUGACCCCGUCAAUCACAAAAUUGAACUCGGUUUUAUAAUAGUGACCUUUUUGAUGUUCUUGAGGUUUUUCAUUAAGUCGGGUAGGAGAGUCUUUGCACCGACUGUGAAGAAAGUGAAGGUCGCUAUAGACGAAAACCAAAAAUCAGAGGAAUCGAAGAAAACUAAAUAAUGCUUGAUUUUGAUAUUCUAUUUAAUGCGUGCUGCCUUUUCUAUCUGUAAAUAUGUACAUUCGUGUGCGUUUUCUUUUAUAAAAAAUUUCUUAUAAAAAAACUCCUCUCGUACUUCCAAAAAUCGAAAUCUUUGCACAACAAAUUUCUUGUUUGCGAUCAACUUCUGGUUGAUUAUGUUCUAUCCCGUAUACAAACACUCAUAUAAUAUUUUUAAACUUAUAUCUCACAAAUCGUUUGUCGAUCAUCUUUUGUCUGUCUCUUAUGUAGUUUAAAUAAAUUGUGUCUUGAUUCUCUUAAUAUUUGAGCUAUUUAAUAAAU